UAUUUGCACUAUGAAUACAUGCACAGCCACCGAUGAUAAAGAUACUGCCGAGUCUCCUCUGAUGUUGGCCAAUGAUGCGAUUUGGAUCCAUGGCAUUCUACCUUCAGUUGGUGUUGGACAGUAUGCCUUUGUGGGGGCUGUCAACAAGAAGAUGAAUCAACUGUACAAAGAGUACUGCAAAAUUGAAUUUGAGAAAAAGCCAAGAAAGGUAAGGGACUUCCGUGGGCAGUGUCCCCCCAGUCGCUCAGCCACCGCUACAGAUACACUCUACAGCGAAACAUUCUGUACCAUAUCGCGCGCAGAAUACUGGCUCAAGGACAAUUCCAGAAAUAAGGCACCUGGUCAUUUGGAUGUUUGUACUGUAAUUGCCAAAAUUGGAAAUAUUAUGGUUAUGAAAUGGGCACGGCAACAAGGGUUCCCUUGGAAUCAAUGGACAUGUGAAGCAGCUGCUGAAAAUGGACAUUUGGAAAUUUUGAAGUGGGCUCAUGCCAAUGGCUGUCCAUGGAAUCUAUGGACAUGCAACUUUGCUGCUAAGAAUGGACAUUUGGAAAUUCUAAAGUGGGCUCGUGAGAAUGGUUGUCCAUGGGAUGAACGGACAUGUGCUGGAGCUGCUAAAAAUGGUCAGUUGGAAGUUUUAAAAUGGGCUCAUGCAAAUGGUUGUUCAUGGAGUGAAGGGACAUGCUCAGGUGCUGCUCUAAAUGGCCAUUUGGAUAUUUUGAAGUGGGCCCGUACAAAUGGUUGUCCUUGGGAUGAAGGGACAUGUAACAAUGCUGCUCAAAAUGGCCAUUUGGAAACUUUGCAGUGGGCUCGUGAAAAUGACUGUCCAUGGAAUGAAGGGACAUGUAACCUUGCUGCUCAAAACGGUCAUUUGGAAACUAUGAAAUGGCUGCAUGCAAAUGGUUGUCCAUGGGAUGAAAGAACGUGUAAUGAUGCUGCUCAACAUGGACAUUUGGAAGUGCUGAAAUGGGCACGUGCAAAUGGUUGUCGAUGGAAUUUAUGGACAUGCAGACUUGCUGCUAAAAAUGGUCAUUUGGAAAUUCUAAAGUGGGCCCGUGCCAAUGGUUGUCAAUGGGAUGAACAUACAUGUUCCUCUGCUGCUCGAUUUGGACAUUUGGAAGUUUUGAAGUGGGCUCGUGAAAAUGGUUGUCCAUGCGAUGUAUCAACAUAUCGAUCUGCCAGAAGAACCAAAUCGAUCAACAAACGUGAAUUGAUCCGGUGGGUAGAGGACAAUUGCUGUCCUGGGUCCAUGGCUGCCCUGAGUCUCGCGAUGACGGAAACCAUGUCUGCCCUGGGUCCAUGACUGCCCUGGUUUUCCCUCCUAGCAGCCCACCAUGACUGGCAAGCUAAAGCCAAUGGCUGGAGGACGGCGAUAAGGGGCAUACCGGUAGAGGGAGGUCCAGAAGCAGGACGGCUAUGAUUGAGCUUUGAGUGCAUUUUUGAUCAAAGAUGCAUGCAGAGCCGAGAGUUCGUCUAGAUGAUUAAAUCGUCAUAACAGCCCAUACCAGAUUGGUCAAUUACAUGUAUUCUCCCUGGCGAGAUUCUGCGCUCCUAACUGGCUAGUCCCGAAU
Seminavis robusta is the source of this 1568-nucleotide messenger RNA. NCBI's taxonomy places the organism in Eukaryota, Bacillariophyta, Bacillariophyceae, Naviculales, Naviculaceae. The record is from the annotation of a GenBank genome assembly.